This is a messenger RNA of Saccharomycodes ludwigii, 1068 nucleotides long. It is a transcript of the gene NSE1, whose product is annotated as Smc5-Smc6 complex subunit NSE1. The transcript has a single exon. Bases 1 to 1068 code for a protein of 355 amino acids. Gene Ontology annotation, cellular component: Smc5-Smc6 complex; nucleus. Gene Ontology annotation, molecular function: ubiquitin-protein transferase activity. NCBI's taxonomy places the organism in Eukaryota, Fungi, Ascomycota, Saccharomycetes, Saccharomycodales, Saccharomycodaceae. The record is from RefSeq and is a predicted model, not a curated record. Gene Ontology annotation, biological process: DNA damage tolerance; double-strand break repair via homologous recombination.
AUGAAUGAUUCUAAAACCCAAUUGCAACAUGACAUAUUAACAUAUAUAUUAUCAACAAAUGGUAUAGUUCAUGAACCCGAAUUACUCGAUGUAUAUGCCCAAUUGAAAAAAAAAGAACUAAAUGAAGCCAAUGUUUUAAAAUUACAAACAAAGUUAGAUCGAUUAAUUGGUUUGAUUAACGAAUCUUUACAUUCAAUGGAUUAUAAAAUCGAAAAAUAUAGACAAUAUACCCCGAUGGCAUUACGUACUAUUUCUUCUGCUUCAAUUGGUAGUACCAUAGCAAACGAUAGUACAAACGACGGUUCUAGUACACGUGAUGCUAUCGAUCUAAAGAAAUCUAACUUGUUUUAUGUUUAUACAAAUUUAAAACUUACUCAAUCUUCAAAAUUAGCUACUUUUUACAAACCCACAGAACUAGAAUUUGUCAAAUAUGUUUUUAAAAAAUUGAUGGAACCAAACGAGCUUUCUUCUAUCAAAGAUCUCAAUUUAUCAAAUGAUAAAAGCGUUAGCUAUAAGCAAUAUAUCGAUAAAAUUAUACGGCUUGACCACAACAACGAAGAAGAUGGGACUUCCUCUAUUGGCUCUGGCACGUAUACAAGUUUUAACAAAGGUUCCACUUCUUUGAUAGUUGGGUUUAGAAAUUCCGAUAUGAAUGUGGAUUCUUUAAAAUUAUCAGAUUUGGAAAACAUUUUGACGAGAUUAUGCGAGAAUAAAUGGUUAACCCAAUACGGGGAUGGUAGUUAUUCCUUAUAUAUUAGAUCUUUAGUAGAAUUAAAAGAUUACAUCAAAUGUUUUGAUAAUGAUGAUGGGAGUAGCGAGACUGAAAGAAGUGAAGAAAGGGAAGGAACUGAAGGUGAAGCUGAAGAACUCAAUGGCAAUAUUUGUAAUAUCUGUCAAAAAAUAGUUUAUUUAGGUGGUAUAGAAUGUAGUAACUGUAAUUCAUUUUAUUUGGAUAUUGAUUGUUUGAAACAAUUCCUAAAUAGGUGUCAUAAUAGCGAUCAAUCGGUGAUAUGCUCGUAUUGCAAGCAUGAAUUUAAUGAUGUAAAUGACAUAAUAUAUAUAUUAUAA